AUGCCCAAGACACGCAACAUCCGCCCGAAACGACUACGGUCAACGUCACCCUCCCUAGAAACAGUCUCGUUCCCUACGUCGAAUCCCAGCCUAGCUCACCCACGCUUGCCGAAGAAGACGAACGCCCACUUCGGGAUCAUCGGCACUAACGACAACACAUCCAUCCCCAAUCCCAGGAUACGUCACAAUGGCGAAACCCAGCACGUACUAUCCGACAUCAACGCCAGAGAGAAUGCCAUUCUUCGACUCUUACUCAACCUCGUUACCAAUCGACCCUACCUCUUUCGCAUCAUGGGGCCUGACCUCGAAUGGUUACAACGAAGGGCCGGAGAACUCGGAUAUCAAUUGGAUCCAGAACGAAGCGCAUCCACGUCGCAAUCCCCUCCUGAAUCAAACGCCGACCCAAUCCCAGUACCUCCACCCUCCUCAUAUGCCAAUCCCCACGUUACCAUAUCCUCCAAUCACAACGGAUCCUCGGACUCAGAACCUCGCCACGGAAUACACCGUGUCCCAACUCCCAUGCCUGGAACUCGCUCCAAUGACCCAUCUUCCCCGCAAUCCACCUCUUCCAAUUCCACCCCUGAAUCUAACGCCUCUUCCACCCUUCCGAACCUCCCUGGACUGUUCCACGACUGGCUCACAAACCCAGCUACCCAUGCCCAGGCUAGCGCAGCCAUCAACGCCUGUGGAAAUGAGAGAGUCCAACGUUUUGCUCGCAAAUACAUCGAGGUUACAGAGGCAAUUAGAGAACGAAGAAAGGAAUUGGGACGAUUGGAGAUGGAGGAAGCCAGAUGCGAACGAAGCUUGGGAGCUCUCGACUGGGAUCGACGGAGCAUUGCAGGUACCCUUAUCGGUUUACGCGCAGAAUCUGUCAUCUUCCCCCACGUCUUUCCUACAGUCGGACUAUCAAAUUCUGGAACAGCAUCUCGACCAAGCCCACCCGAUACCUUCCCCAACCAAUCAACGAACUCCUUUGCCGUAUGGAAUUCGACGCCCCCAUCCUUCACCCUGUUGUCUACCCUAAUCCCUACCGCAAUGCCUAUCUCGCAUGGGUCAACGCCGACGACGCUUAUCAACCGCAGGAACACCCACUCCAACCCAUGGCCUAUCUCCACCAGCAUCCCCUCAUCAACAACCGUUCCCCAUCUCCACCUACCUUUCCCACUUCCAUGGCCCCCGAAUUCAAUUCUCCGUACAAGAGUCUCGAGGCGCGACUGA
Molecule: messenger RNA, 1218 nt
Organism: Stereum hirsutum FP-91666 SS1
Lineage: Eukaryota; Fungi; Basidiomycota; Agaricomycetes; Russulales; Stereaceae
Exons: 1
Coding region: 1-1218 (405 amino acids)
Source: RefSeq, a predicted model, not a curated record